ACGUCAAUUCAACCGGACCUUCGUAUUCCAGAGAUUCCGGCGACGCAAAGCUUGAAGUUACUGACUUUAUCGCCAAUCACCGAUUCCAGACCGAAGCGAGAUGAACAGAGGAACCGAAGAGUACAUGGGUUUCGACUAUCUUCCAGAAAGAGAUCAUCUUUCGAUUUGGGUUUCACCGGUUUAGUGUUCCCGAAAGAGUACGUGAAUCAUUACGGUUCAUCGAGUUCGUCUUCUCUGCUCGCGAAUUGGCUACAGUCUUCAAACGGCAUGCGACUCAUUAAAAGGAUUCACGCGAUGGCGUUUAAGUGUUUAGACGAUCACUUCGGUAAUAAUUUGACUAGUUGUGUGAGAAUUGGUGAUUUGGUUUAUGCACGUAAAGUGUUCGACAGUGUGCCUGAGAGAAACACGGUUUUGAAGAUGAGGCUUUCUCUCUGUUUGAAGCAUGGGAUCCGUUUCACUAACGAGAGGAUUGUUUGUUUGUUGAAUUUGUGCAGGAGGAGAUAUCAGUUUGAGUUAGGGAGACAGGUACAUGGUAGUAUGGUGAAAGUUAGAGUUGAGAAUCUCAUUGUUGUUACUUAUUACGCGCAAUGUAGUGAGUUGACUUGAAGUGCGUUACGAGCUUUUGAUAUGAUGGAGGAGAAAUAUGUGAUAUCUUGGACAGCUGUUAUAUCUGCUUGUUCGAGAAGGCAUGGUAAUAAAGCUAUGGUUAUGUUUAUCGAAAUGUUGGAUCAUGGGUUCUUGCCUAAUGAGUUUACGGAGGGUAGUAUCUUGAAGGCUUUGAGUGAAGAGAAAGCGUUAAGAUCUGGGAGGCAUGUACACAGCUUGGUGGUUAAGAAGAUGAUUAAGAAGGAUGUUUUCGUAGGAACUUCGUUGAUGGACAUGUAUGCUAAGUGUGGGGAGAUAUCAGAUUGCAGAAAAGUGUUUGAUGGAGUGAGCAAUAGAAACACGCUCGAGAAGGUUUUUGGUGAGGACGCUAUUGCUAAUUCAGAAGCUCUUCUCAUCGGGAGAUCGAUCCAUUCCAUUGGAGAGAAGAAUGUCAAAUGUCUUUGUGGGAAGUGCUUUGAUUCAUAUGUAUGCAAAAUGUGGAUUUGUCUCUGAAGCUUUUCGAGUAUUUGACAGUAUGCCUUAGAAGAACUUGGUUUCAUGGAAGGCCAUGAUAAUAUGGGUUAGGCAAGGAAUGGGUUUUGCAGGG
Brassica oleracea var. oleracea is the source of this 1192-nucleotide messenger RNA. Its product is annotated as pentatricopeptide repeat-containing protein At4g18520. Gene Ontology annotation, molecular function: protein binding; RNA binding. NCBI's taxonomy places the organism in Eukaryota, Viridiplantae, Streptophyta, Magnoliopsida, Brassicales, Brassicaceae. The record is from RefSeq and is a predicted model, not a curated record. Gene Ontology annotation, biological process: RNA modification.